Molecule: messenger RNA, 2451 nt
Organism: Lodderomyces margitis
Lineage: Eukaryota; Fungi; Ascomycota; Pichiomycetes; Serinales; Debaryomycetaceae
Gene: NOP14
Product: snoRNA-binding rRNA-processing protein
Exons: 1
Coding region: 1-2451 (816 amino acids)
Biological process (GO): maturation of SSU-rRNA
Cellular component (GO): small-subunit processome; nucleolus; Noc4p-Nop14p complex
Source: RefSeq, a predicted model, not a curated record
AUGGCAGGAUCACAGCUCAAGCAGUUGAAAUCUGCUUUAAAGGAAAAGGGGCUCAUUGGUCAGACAAACACAAAUAAAAAGAAAAAUGCCAAAUCGAGAACAUCAAGAAGAAAUGAAGUUGAUCGUGAUUUACGACAACAAAAUUUGCAUGAAAUUAGAGAUCAAUUCAACAAGUUUGAUCAAAGAAUUAAUAGAACCAAACAUGAUAUAACGAUAGCCUCGAAGGAUGGGUUUGUUAAAGUUGGAUCUAAGCAGCAUAAUGCCGUCACAGUCAAAAAUGGGGCCAUGCAAAAACAAAUGAAGAUGCAGUAUGACUUGGAAAAGCAGAAACGAGGCAGAAUUGGAGGUGUUUUGGACAAGAGAUUUGGUGAAAAUGAUUCUCACUUGUCUCAGGAGGAGAAAAUGUUGGCGAGGUUUACCAAGGAGAGGCAGGCAGCAGCAGGUAGUGGGAACAAAAAGAAGAAAGGGUUGUACUCGUUGCAGAGUGAUGAUGAGGAUGACGAGGAUGAAGAUGAUGAGGAAGACGAUGGUGGGUUCCAAUUAACCCAUUCAGGUCAAGCCUUGUCAUUAGAUGAUGAGGACACAAUCAAGUACGUCGAUGAGGAUCAAGUACAACAAGAUGAAGCACCACCACGUAAGAAAUCGAAAAAUGAAGUAAUGAAGGAAAUUAUUGCCAAGUCGAAAUACUACAAGCAGCAAAGACAACAAACAUUUGCCAAGACCCAGGAUCAGAUUGAUGCAUUGGAUGACGACUUUGGUGACAUUAUGCAAGAUUUAAGAACAGCUCAAGGUGCUGUUGCUAAACCAGCGUUUCUGCAAAAGGCACCCGAGGAUAUCGAGUAUGAUAGCAAGGUGCGUGAAUUGACAUAUGAUAGAAGAGCUGCCCCGGCGGAUAGAACCAAGACAGAAGAGGAGUUGAAGCGUGAACAUGAAGAGAAGAUGAAGAAAUUGGAACAAGACAGAUUAAGGAGAAUGGAGGGAUUUAAUGAUCGUGAGGCUGAAGCAGAUGACUUGGAUGAUGGUGAUGGAUUCUGGGGUGGUGAUAGUGAAAAUGAAGAGAACGGAUUUAGUAUAAAGAGUGAUGGCGAGGAAGAGGAAGUGGAUGAGGAAAAGUCAGACGAUGAAAGUAGUGGUGCAGAGAACAAGGCAACUAGAUCCAAACCUUCUUCGCAUAAAGCGCAACCUGUCUUGAUGCCUACUUCAAUUGAUGAAUUCAUUGAGCAAAUGAAACCACUCGAGCUGAGUCAACAAGCCAGUCACAUAAAAAAAAUAUGUGAAGCUUAUAAACCGAAUUUGGCAAUGGGAAACAAGGAGAAAAUGAAUCAAUUUGUAUCUAUUCUCUUUGAAUACACCAUGCACUUAAUUGAUAAAUUGCAACCAUUUGAAUCUAUUGUCAAGAUUUUGAAAAAUUUGGCAAAUUCAUAUAACCAAGAACUUGUUGAACGUAUGAGACGUUAUCUUUCCGAGAUUGAAACCAGGGUUCAAGGAGAGACAACUUUGAAACCGAGUGAUUUAAUGUUUUUUGUGAUUGUGGCCAUGUUGUUUUCAACUUCGGAUCAUUAUCAUUUGAUUGUUACGCCUAGUGUCAUUUUAAUGAAUCAAAUCUUGAGUAAUAUCAUUUACCAUCCUCGUGAUGUGCAGCAGUUGGCUCAGGGAGCUUUCCUUGUUGAUGUAUUGUUGCUGUAUCAACGACUUUCUAAAAGAUACGAUCCAGAAUUGGUCAAUUUUAUUGAACAUCUGGUGUUGAUGUUGAUGCCAGAACCGGAAACGUUUGACAUUCCCAAGCUUCUAUCAUUGGCUAAUCCGUCAGUCAAGUUUGAUCUACCUAAAUCGACUAAAUUUGAAAAAGAUCAUCUAAUUUCAAUCACGGACAUUUACGCUACAAUAACAAAUAAUGAGGAGGAUGCAUCUAAAUUCAAAUCAAAACUCCUAAUCAAGCUCAUUAACCUCAUGGAUAAGAGUGUUGGAUUAUGGCGUGAUAAAUCUUCCCUAAUUGAACUUGUCAACUCGUACAUCUCCCUACUCAAACACAUCAUCAAAUACACCACCGUUGAACCAAUCCCGCAACUCCUAACCAAAUUCACCAACUUAGCCACCCAAGCCAAUAAAUCACGUAAACCAUUGACUUUGCAACUGCAUAAAUCAAUCGCCAUUGCUACAUAUGCCCCCAAAUUUGAAGAAAACUUCAACCCCGAUAAGAAAUCUUAUGAUGAGAAUAAGGAUCGUCAAGAAUUGAGCAAGGUUAGACAACAAUUGAAGAAGGAAAAGAAGGCGGCUUUGAAGGAUAUUCGAUACGAGAAUAGAUUUGUUGCUAGGGAACAAAUUGAUGAGAAGAAGAAAAUGUAUGAUGAAUACCAUCGUAAGAUGGCCAAUAUCGUCAAUACUAUUCAAGCUGAUGAAGGUGCCGAAAAGAAUCAAUAUGAGCGGGAAAAGAAGAGACAAAGAAAGUGA